UGUAAUUUCUGCAUCGUUGAUAAUGAUCAUUUCCGGACAGCAUUGAUUAAGAAUCCGAGACGAUAUAGACCGCACUUGGCGUUGCUUCACCCACGUGAAACAAGAUGGCAGCUCAAGGAGCAUUUAGUAAGGAAUCCUUGGCGGCCCAAAAUUACAAAGAGUUCAUCCUACUUUACAACAAGAUAGCAGAAAAGUGCUUCCAAGAUUGUGUUACAAGUUUCAAUGAAACAACCUUAACAGAAAAUGAGAUUGAAUGCACAAAUAAAUGUUCUGGGAAAAUGGUAAAUGUAAAUCACCGGCUCAUGGCUGUUUUCAUGGAGAUUGGACCACCAGUUGAUAAGCAACUUGGUCUUUCUGGUGCAGGGAUGGGUCUCAUGUGAAGAUAAAAACAACAAGUCAACAAAUUUGAUGGCUUCAAUGGAAUCUUUGAAACUGUCAACCAAUUAGGUUUUCUGUUUGGUUUGAAGACACUUUUUAUAGUACCAGGAAGCCUUAUGAUGUCAGAUGUCCUUUUAUGCUACAUGACAAGAAAAACUGAAAUUAUUAAUCCAGGGCCAUGUCAAGUCGUAGAAAAUAAAGCAGCAACAUUUUCAAGAAGAUUAGCUGCUUUGAGUGGAAGAUUGGUAUAUCAAGAAGAACAAGGCCCACUACUCAGUGGACAAGACUGUCAGGAACUAUUAUAACUUUUAAACAUUGAAAUGAGUCUUGAAUUUGCACAGAAUCCAUGUUGUAUUGCAGACCUGCUGAAUUUUUCAAAACGAAAUUCCCCAAUAUUUCCUGGAAAGCAUUAAAAACAGAACUGUACAUGAAAACUCCUCAAUAAUUAAGCAUCUGUCCUUGAACAAACAAAUCUGCUGCAUUUUGUAGCCAAGUAAUAAAGGAAGGAUAUGUUAAUACACCACAAAAGUUAAGAAAUUAUUUUGUUAAUUAAUGCCAUUUGAUAAUCAAAUAUUUUUUGCUGUGUGUUUUUCCUGUGUGAACUUUAUUACACACGUGUUUAUAAAGUAAAUAUAAGCAUUCUUCCCUUUCAUUAACUAUAUGUUAGCCCAUCAUUACAUUUUGUAAACUCAAUAAAGAUUGACGGCAAAAAUUUUACCUC
Molecule: messenger RNA, 1099 nt
Organism: Rhopilema esculentum
Lineage: Eukaryota; Metazoa; Cnidaria; Scyphozoa; Rhizostomeae; Rhizostomatidae
Product: mitochondrial import inner membrane translocase subunit Tim10 B
Source: RefSeq, a predicted model, not a curated record